Messenger RNA from Aaosphaeria arxii CBS 175.79, 3495 nucleotides. RefSeq names its product aldehyde dehydrogenase-like protein. The record is from RefSeq and is a predicted model, not a curated record. The coding region runs from base 1 to 3495 and encodes 1164 amino acids. Gene Ontology annotation, molecular function: zinc ion binding; aldehyde dehydrogenase (NAD+) activity; DNA binding. NCBI's taxonomy places the organism in Eukaryota, Fungi, Ascomycota, Dothideomycetes, Pleosporales. Gene Ontology annotation, biological process: DNA-templated transcription. The transcript is spliced from 10 exons.
AUGGGUCUGCCUGAGAAAAUUGAGACUCGUCUCUUCAUCAACGGAGAGUUUGCCGAAUCCUCUAAUGGAAAGACAUUCGAUAUUCAUAAUCCAGCUACCUUGAAACUCGUUGCGAAAGCAGUACAUGAAGCAUCCGAGGAAGACACUGACAGAGCUGUCGCCGCUGCAAAGGCUGCAUUUCCAUCAUGGUCGGCCCUUUCCCCAGAUCAACGUGCCCCGUACUUCAAGAAGCUUGCUGCUCUUAUUCGCGAGGCCAAUGACGAGCUGGGAGCCUUGGAGGCAGCUUCAAUGGGAAAACCUCUGGGAGCAUUCUUCGACGCCUAUGCAUGCGCUUCAAAGUGGGAGCAUUAUUCCGAGGUCGGAUAUUCCGUACAAGGCACCACGAGCGUGCAAACUCCAGGCUUCAUCAACUUGACCCUACGCCAGCCAUAUGGCGUAGUUGCUGCGAUCAUUCCGUGGAACGUACCAUUGCUCUUCCUCGCCAGCAAACUAGCUCCUGCAUUGAUCGUUGGAAACACGGUCGUUCUAAAGAGCAGUGAAAAGGCACCACUGACGUCUGCCAAAUUGGCUACCCUGGUCCAAAAGGCAGGUUUUCCCCCUGGUGUGAUCAACAUCAUUACCGGCUUUGGUAAUGUCUCUGGGUCCAUCCUCAGCCAUCAUAUGGAUGUUCGCGCACUAUCGUUCACUGGCUCCGGUCGCACUGGACGUCUAAUCCAAGCAGCUGCAGCUAAAUCUAACCUGAAGCAAGUCUUCCUAGAACUAGGUGGAAAGUCACCUGCGGUGGUUUUUGAGGAUGCAGACCUCGAAGCAGCAGUAAAGGAGACUGCAUACAGCAUCCAAUGGAACAGUGGCCAGGUUUGCAUGGCGAACUCCCGUGUCUAUGUUCAAGAUACUAUUGCGCAAAAAUAUAUCGAUCUAUUCAAGGACCAAUGGAAGAACGUCGCGAUUGGCGACCCGCUCGAAAAGGGCACUAGCCAUGGCCCCCAGGCUGAUGAGGUGCAGCACAAGACUGUGUUGCGAUACCUUGAGAUGGGGAAACAGUCUGGGGAGCUUCUGAUAGGUGGAAGCGCUCCGUCCGACCGCGAAGGGUACUAUAUCCAGCCUACCAUCUUCACCAACACACCCGAAGAUGCGCAGAUUAUGAAGGAGGAAGUUUUCGGACCUGUCGUAAACAUCAAUGUGUUUAAGACGGAAGAGGAGGUGUUGAAGAAGGCCAACGAUACCGAAUACGGACUUUACGCUGCGGUGUACACAAAGAACAUCGAUCGCGCGCUGCGGUUCGCCAAGGGCCUCGAGGCGGGAACAAUUGGAGUCAACUGCACAAGCCCUACGACUGGACGAGAUAUGCCGUUUGGUGGUUACAAAUCGUCAGGGACUGGAAGGGAGGGAGAGCCUAACUACUCGCUCAACAAUUUCCUCGAGAUCAAGACUGUCUGCAUCAAGAUCUCCACCACUGCCACCACUCCAUCAGCAACAGCAACAGCCACUGCUAGCGAACAGAUGCCUGGACCAUGUCGUUACUGUGCCAGAACUGGUGCUACGUGCAGGAUAGCAACUCCUCGUCGUAAACGUCCCUAUUACCAUGUGACCGAAGAGGAGUAUCAAUGUUCAAUGCGUAUCCUCGAGCAUUUCUUUCCCGAUCAAGAGCUCAAUCUGCAUAACCUCAGAACAAUCGCCAAAGGCAUCGUCAAUGGAACCAUCACCGGAAGCGUGACGCAGCAAACUCCUCCAUCACACGAUCAAGGAUCCUCUGGCGAAGAAGACGAUGUCCCCGACGCGGAAGCAGAGGCCGUUGUUGAGUCUGUAAAUGACCUUCACGAACCGCUUGGAUGUCUGAUGAGAGACUCCCAAGGAAGAUUCCGAUAUAUUGGUGCUCAUUCUGAGAUUCCGUUCAAUGCCGCCGUCUGCUCCAUAGGAGACGAUUCACGCAAGGGUUCUAGUAUCAUAAAUCCCCCCAAGAUUGGCUCUUAUCCUCCUGCAAUGCCUACUCCAUCGUCAUCAACAGGAGAUUCACCCUUAGGCGAGCAGUUUUACCUUCCCUCCCGAGAGACUUGUGAUAUCUACAUCUCUAAAUUCUUGGAACAUGUCCAUUGCACCCAUUGGCUAUAUUCCAUUGAAUCGUUUCUUGGACGUGUCGAUCAAACAUAUUCAUCAAUUGUCACGGAGAACACAUGCACUAGCUCAUGGCUUUGCUCGCUGUACGCCAUCUUCGCAAUUGGCUCCGUCACCUCUGGUGCAGAUGAACAAGAUGCCUCUUCAUAUGGAGGUUUACUAAGUGAUGAGAAAUCGGCAUUGGACUACGUGACAAUGGCAAAGCAAUUGAUUCCUGCAGUAUAUGACGAAGCCGACCUUGACAGCAUUCGUGCUUUGGCAAUAAUGAGUAUCGUGCUUGAGAACCUAUGCUCGCGAGUCUCUUCGUACCUUUACAUGGGCGCCAGUAUUCAGAUGGCUUAUUCGCUAGGACUUCAUCGUGACCAGGUUCCAGAUGAAAGUUCAACAUUAGAACGAGAGCAGUAUAGGAGACUCUGGUGGUCUUUGUUCAUCCUUGAGCAAGAAGUUGCUUCAAGAGGUGGUGCACCGACACUUGUCGAUGAGAGGAUGUUGAAGAUCGCCACCCCGCUACCAUCUGAGCAGAUGUUGUACCCUGGUAUGCAUACACCGCUGUCUUGGAUAUCCACUUCCGUAUCACUAUGUCGACUGAAGAGGGAUAUCAUCCAGACCGUCUACGCAGAGCGGUCCAAUACCUCACGCACGAUUUCAUUUUCAACAAUAUCAAACUUACUGCUCUCACUGCAGAAGUGGAUGCAGCAAAUUCCACCCCAUCUGAAACAUGACGUACCGGUUCCUCCUACUCACAAACGUGCGGUGGCGGUACUACACCUCCAAUACUGGGGCUCAACAAUACUUCUCUGUCGCCCAUUCCUGCUCCACCUGGUUCUCAGCUAUGCGACACUCGGCUCAAGCAAAAAGAUAUGGUUCGAGCGAAUGGGGAAAACCUGCAUCGAUGCUGCGCAGAAAAGCUUGGCAAUCCUGCAGCUGAUGGCGGCAGACAACAACCUUUCCAGCUUCACAGCAUUCGAUAGCACAUGUAUUCUGCGAAUCGUGAUGAUAUUCAUUCUUGCUUUUGGGCACACGAAGCUUCAACACUACCGCUCUAAUAUCGAAGCUGCCUUACACCUUCUGAAAGGCAUGCCCCAGGUUGGAUUCUGCAAGAUGGUCACCGAAGAGACGCCGAUGCGACUUGCUGAUUUGGGCUUGACAUUUGAUAACCAGCCAAAUACUGGAGUCCUCCUUGAUGAUGAUUUAAUCGCACAAUUAUGGGGUAACCUAGACCCGAACUUCAUGACGCCACUGCAGACUCAGCAAAGCCUCGACUUAACGUUCGAGGACUCAGGAUCCUUUGACCUAAAUUCGGAUAUGUUACAAUUCACGAGUCUAGAUGAUUCGAUACCUAUCGAUCCAUCUCAGGCAUACCACGGCUUUGGAUUCCAAUAA